CACGAAAUGGAUUCAAGUUCCUGUACCCUUCUCUCUACUCCCAGCCCAUUGGAUCUUAAGGAUCACAUGAACAAUGGUUAUGUGAUCAGUAAUUUUGACUCCUCUUUGGAACAAAAAAAACCAAACAUACCAAGAAAAUUCCAUUGGCCUCAUGGAGACUUGGUUUGUGCUCAGGAAGAACUCAGAGAGCCCUUAAUAGAUCUCCAUAGUUUCUUUGUGAAUGAUGAAGUUGGUAUUAAACAAGCUUCUGAGCUUGUUAGAGAUGCUUGUUUGAGUCAUGGAUUCUUCCAGGUGAUCAACCAUGGUGUUGAUUCUGAUAUCAUUCGUUCAGCUCGUCAUCACUUGAAUCUGUUCUUCAACUUACCCAUCAACCAGAAGCUCAAAGCUCAGAGGAUGGCCGGUAGCUUGUGGGGAUACUCCGGCGCCCACGCCGAUCGCUUCUCAUUGAAAUUGCCAUGGAAGGAGACUCUCUCCUUUGGUUAUCAUGAGAAUAAAAGCUCUCAAUCUAUUGUGGUAGAUUACUUCAAAUCCCUCUUAGGUGAAAAUUUCGCAGAGACUGGGUUGGUUUAUCAAAGAUAUUGUAAAGCAAUGCAGGAGUUGUCACUGGUGAUUAUGGAGCUUUUGGCUAUUAGUUUGGGAAUAGACCGGUUGGAGUAUAGGAGAUUCUUCAAAGGAGGUAGCUCUAUAAUGAGAUGUAAUUACUACCCACCUUGUCAAGAACCUGGUCUUACUCUUGGCACUGGACCUCACCGUGAUCCUACCUCCUUAACCAUACUCCAUCAAGAUGAAGUUGGAGGACUUGAAGUAUUUGCGCAUAACAAAUGGAAAUCUGUCCGACCACGAAGUGAUGCCUUUGUUAUUAACAUAGGUGAUACCUUUAUGGCAUUAUCAAAUGGAAGGUACAAGAGUUGCCUGCAUAGGGCAGUAGUGAACAAGUACAUGGAGAGGAGCUCACUGGCCUUCUUUCUAUGUCCAAAAGAGGACAAUGUGGUGAGACCCCCAGAGGAUCUCAUGGAAACAGAAGGGCCAAGAAAGUACCCUGAUUUCACAUGGUCAGAUUUGCUUGACUUCACACAAAAUCACUAUAGAGCUGAUGUUGAAACACUCCCAACUUUCAUCCACUGGUUCCUAUCUUCCAAACAAUCCUAAUUCCUAACCACUACUACUCUUCUUAUUCCC
Telopea speciosissima is the source of this 1179-nucleotide messenger RNA. Its product is annotated as gibberellin 20 oxidase 1-D-like. The record is from RefSeq and is a predicted model, not a curated record. The transcript is spliced from 3 exons. Lineage: Eukaryota; Viridiplantae; Streptophyta; Magnoliopsida; Proteales; Proteaceae. Gene Ontology annotation, biological process: unidimensional cell growth; response to light stimulus; flower development. Gene Ontology annotation, molecular function: gibberellin 20-oxidase activity. The coding region runs from base 7 to 1149 and encodes 380 amino acids.